GCGCAGACAAAACAGAGGCAGAAAGAGGCGGUCGACUGGUUUGAAGCGAUCUCGACACCGCAGACAGAAAUUCUUACACCGCUUUUACUUCUUCCUUCGCGGCUUUUCUGCUAGGCGAACGCCUGUUUCAACGACGACGACGACGAAGUCGACGGAUCCACUGGUGCCUGGGCCUGUCUUCAAUUACAGAUGGCUUCUGAGCCAUCAGGGCAACCGAGCGACGACCGACCGGCUACGGAACAGCAUCUGAACGGGUCCGCGUCCAGCGAUGCCGGUCAUAAUCCGCGAUUGACAGUGAUCGAGCCCAAUGGCAGAAGCUCGAUGAUGAUGGAGAAUAGAUCCGCAGAACACCUGAAACCCUCGGGUGAACUGCCGAGGAGCGAACAGAAGGUCGAUUCAAAUGCCUCGAGAUUCAGCACCGAGACUACCGGCUCUGAUAAUCAUACCAACGUCUCUCUAUAUGCGCCGAGUACAGUCAGCCGGCCAAAUUCACCGUCUCAACAGAUUGAUGCUAUCCCCGCCUCUCCUGCUCUUUCUACUUCUAGAAUCUCUUAUGACUCGGCAUCUUUCUCCCCAACCCAGUCAUCAUUGAUGUCUCCAUCAAAUCUCACCUUGACUGCUCAGUACAAUAACGGGGCUAGCAGUAUAGAUAGUGGGAGUGUGCGACGCGCUUCCACUACUAGCUCUACAUCAAUGCUCAGUCUGCGACGUGAUCUCACGUCUCUUGGGUUUAACAAAAGCAGUAUAGCUACGAAUGCAAUUGCAACACUCCUCAAUUCCCCAAGCGCUCGCGCGGCUGCUUGGUCGCCGACAAUUCGAGAUAUCCCUCCGGUCGUUUUGACAAAUCUCAACAUCGUCCCGCCCGAGGCUUUCAACGAGUAUCUGGACAGCAUCACGUCGGAGUUUGAAAAGUAUCAGCAUAUACGCGGGCCCGGGACCGAAGGAUUCAGAAGCGUGGCAGUUUCUCCCCGUAAAGGAAUCCCCCAAAGAGGAGACUCGCUAGGCCAAUCUGCUCCUUCUUCGUUUGUUGACAUGCUUGACAAUCGGCUACUAAAGUCGGCACCGACCACAGAAGAUGGUGCGGAUAAGAAAGCUGGUGAUGGGAAAGUGCGGCAUUCUAAAAAGUAUAGGCCGAUCCCGGUUACUCCGUUGUCGACGAUUCCGCAGGUUUACUUUGAUGCGAAUUUCAAAUUGGAGAAUCCUCGCAUAUUCGACGUCGUUACAGAAAGAUCCGAGAUUCUAUCCGCGCCCACCCCAACCUCCUCUAUCUCCAGUACACCAACCGCAAGCUCAUCGUCUUCUACAGUUGUGUCAAAAGAUCCUCACAGCCCAAUAAGCAGAAAAUCACUGGCGAACAAUGCGAUUCUGCAAGAGAAGCUAUCGUGGUAUCUUGAUACGGUAGAAGUCCAUUUGAUCAACGAAAUCUCGAAAGCCUCGCCUUCAUUCUUCGCCGCCUUGGGGGAUUUGAGGAACUUGCAUGUCGAAACAGCCAACGCGGUGAGCAAGAUUUCAGGUUUGCGGGAGGACCUUCGUCGCGUUGAUCUGGAGCAAGCCGAGGUAGGACUAGAAAUUGUCCGAUUACAAAAACGGAAGGAGAAUGUCCGAAAAUUGGAGCAGGCUGUCGCUCAGAUGUCACUGGUGUCGGAUGUCUUGGCUGAGGCGGAAAAUUUUUGGAAAAACGACGACGCUGAUGCGUGCUGGGAUACGACGUUCAAGGUCGACAACGUGGUCUCUGGAGGUAUUCCUUUGUCGGUGUUGCAGCAAGAGCGCUCGCAGUGCAAGAACUGGAAAUUUCCCCUAUCUGAUCUUUCUAGUGUUCCGGCGAUUGCCGCUGUCAGAGAUCAGCAGACCAGUUUGAGGAACUGCGUUAUCAAUGAGUAUCAAGUGCGGUUUACGAGCUGCUUGCUUGAGGAUAUCAGACGCCACGUUGCGUCGGUGCCAACCCAGGAGACUUUAGAUAGGUUGAGCAGAACCUACUCUAAUUCGAGAAUCAAUCGUUCUGCAGCGACCUCGUCUGGUGCUCCACCGCCCAUCAACAACUCCUAUCUGAACCUACCUGCGCGGCUGAAGCCAGAUGUUGCUUCUUAUAUGCAAGGAUUGGCAAAGAUCGGAUCGGUGGACUCUGGUGUGCGGCGAUACCGCGACGCUAUCAUGCGCGAAGUGAAGAAUCUGAUCAAGAGAAACUUGCCAACGAAUGCAAACGAUGACGCGUCAUCAGUAGCGAGUAGUGCGACAGGAAGGACCGCCACUACAGCGCAGAAAUCUGCCACUUUGGAGAGAAUGCUGCGGGAGAUGAGACCACAGGAGUUUGAAGAUAUGCUAGUCGAUAUUUUCACUGGAGUAUCGGAACUCUUGCGUCGGUUAUCUAUGCACCAGAAACUACUGCUUGAUAUCACCUCAUCGAUGGACACGAUCCUCGAUAUCUCCGACCUGUUGACUGAAGUCGCUGAUAUCACUCAAGCGCGGACGGUUAGGAUUAUCAAUGUCCGUCGGGACUUGAACGCAUACCAAGAUCCCUCGUUGUUUGCGAGCUUCUACAACCUGAACAGAGUUUUCCUUGCCGAGUGCGAGGCCAUCACGGGAAAGUUUGGAACUGCUUUGUUGAAUACCGUGAAGUCCUUGCAACCGCCUCCGCCUCCUAAUCAGCUACCCCCGGGUGGUCGAAUGCAAGAAUCCUUGGAACGGCGAAAAUAAAAUGCAUUCAGCUAGGAAGAAGCUGUAUAGAGGAUUUAUGUAUAGUUACACAUUGCAUUAUAUUUCGUUGGGAUACAGUUUUGUGACGGGUGGGGUUAUUUUAUGUUCUGGCCGCGCCCUAUUUUCUUCUUUUUUUUCAUUAUUAUUUCUUCAGAUGGUUUUGGGAUUUGUAGAAACCGACGGUUAUUUUUAUUCACAUAAAUGGAAGUUGUUGAUUGGUUUUCAAUACGAAUGGAAGACAAGUAAACUACGCUCACACUCAGGGGCUCACCAGGCGUAAUGUAGAGUUUA
Messenger RNA from Myxozyma melibiosi, 2985 nucleotides. RefSeq lists its product as uncharacterized. The record is from RefSeq and is a predicted model, not a curated record. Gene Ontology annotation, biological process: Golgi to vacuole transport; retrograde transport, endosome to Golgi. Gene Ontology annotation, cellular component: GARP complex. Bases 190 to 2694 code for a protein of 834 amino acids. Gene Ontology annotation, molecular function: syntaxin binding. Lineage: Eukaryota; Fungi; Ascomycota; Lipomycetes; Lipomycetales; Lipomycetaceae. The transcript is spliced from 2 exons.